AUUUGGCCGUGUGUCGACACACUCUACGGUAGUCUUAUAUCUGGCUCUGACCAAGCGUAUCCUCUGAAUUAGUUUCAUUCGAAGCGUCGCGAGACCUGUGUUGACUCAAUUCCAAGAGCAACGUUGAAAUGAGUACACUUCUACUGUUCAGCCGAUCAUUCUUUCUUGCCAGCAAUGGGAGAAGACAGCUUUCGAAUGUCGGUUUUAUCGGCUUGGGCAAUAUGGGCGGCCACAUGGCGAAAAACCUGAUAAAAAAGGGAUACAAACUAACGGUUUUUGAUGUCAACGGAGCAGCUGUAUCAAGCUUGGUUGAGGCUGGCGCCAACGGUGCAAACUCUGCAGCCGAAGCCUCGGAAAAUGCGGAUGUGGUAAUAUCUAUGCUACCGUCAAAUCAGCACGUCUUGGAUUGUUACUUUGGUGAAAAAGGUGUCUUGAGUUCGGUCAAGAAGGAUGUUCUUCUGGUGGACAGCAGCACAAUCGACCCGUCAAUUUCCGAGCAAGUGUCAACCGCAGCUAAGAAAAUCGGUGCGCGAUUUGUCGACGCUCCUGUCUCUGGAGGUGUCAACGCUGCGAGCGCCGCGACGUUGACGCUGAUGGUCGGCGGUUCGAAAACGGAUUUCGAAGACGCUGAGCGAGUGCUUGUCGCAGUCGGAUCACGGGUGAUCCAUUGUGGCAAGGUCGGGGCCGGUCAGGCAACGAAACUGUGCAACAACAUGCUUCUGGGGAUAAGCAUGAUCGGGACUGCAGAGGCAUUUAUACUCGGAGAAAGACUGGGACUGGACCCGAAGAUCCUAGCCUCGGUCAUAAACACGAGUUCGGGCAGAUGCUGGUCUUCCGAAUUGUACAAUCCGGUUCCAGGCGUUCUUGACAACGCCCCCAGUACGAAUGGUUACCAGGGCGGAUUUGGCACAGCGUUGAUGACUAAGGACUUGGGACUUGCUCAGGCCGCUGCAUCACGGACCGAAACUCCGAGUCCGUUAGGAUCUAUCGCCUAUCAGAUUUACAGAACAGCCAUGGGCCACGGACACAGCAAGCUGGACUUCAGCGUUGUGUAUCAAUUUUUGAAAGGGAAACAGUAGCUCGAACCAAUGUGAUUUUUACUAUCAGGAGAACGUAUGCUGAUCGAAGAUACUACGCUAUUAACAGAAUCUCACGGUAUUACAUGUAUGUGCAUUAUAGUCGUGUCCAAUAUACUUACAUACUUUCUAAUGCAUGAGCUUAAUCGUACGAAGAAGACGAA
Messenger RNA from Neodiprion fabricii, 1240 nucleotides. Its product is annotated as 3-hydroxyisobutyrate dehydrogenase, mitochondrial. Gene Ontology annotation, molecular function: NADP binding; NAD binding; 3-hydroxyisobutyrate dehydrogenase activity. Gene Ontology annotation, cellular component: mitochondrion. Lineage: Eukaryota; Metazoa; Arthropoda; Insecta; Hymenoptera; Diprionidae. Gene Ontology annotation, biological process: L-valine catabolic process. The record is from RefSeq and is a predicted model, not a curated record. Bases 129 to 1079 code for a protein of 316 amino acids. The transcript has 8 exons.